This is a messenger RNA of Punctularia strigosozonata HHB-11173 SS5, 309 nucleotides long. RefSeq lists its product as uncharacterized. The transcript is spliced from 3 exons. The record is from RefSeq and is a predicted model, not a curated record. NCBI's taxonomy places the organism in Eukaryota, Fungi, Basidiomycota, Agaricomycetes, Corticiales, Punctulariaceae. The coding region runs from base 1 to 309 and encodes 102 amino acids.
AUGGCCAACAAGCUGUUGCCUCUGCCUCUGGCAUUCGCAGCCAUAUGCCACGAUGCAUGCCUGUGGUUCGCAAGCUACGGUCCCGUCCAUUCGCUGUCCCUCGAGAUUGCGGCGAUCAUCGCGGUCAUCGGGCUCCAGGCGAACCUCCUCGGCAGUGUGCUGCUGGCGCUGGAGGCUAGAGGGUAUCUCGGCAGGGCUUCAUCCAGGCUGGCGACGGCAGUGCCCGUUAUGGCGAUCGUGGGCGGGUUGAGCGCGGCUCUGAUGCUUGCUGCCGUCAUAUUCGGGCUGUCCCUUGAAGAUCCGAACUAG